UUUGUUGCGUUAAACAGGUAAAGCAGCUGAGAUAGCAGACGACAUAGUGUUGCAUUUUGCAACAAGUUUGAGGGUUUGUUUUGCGAAUUCGUCCUUCUUGUUGGCACGAUUGUGUGAAACUUCGGUAAUCUAUAAGUCUUCCAGUAAAGAAACGCAUGAUUCAGGAUGUCGGAGCAACAGAAAAGACGACUACAAGUUCUGCAAGUGCACCUGUCCAGUGGAGCAAAACUUCAGGCCAGGUCUACAGGUCCUGAACCUCUGCAAAGUGGCGAAGGCAAGGUGUGCAUGGUGGAAACAGGAGCUAAACUGGCACUGGGCAAAAAGUUUCAGGAACAGAUCAAGAAGCGUGGCAUCAGUGCAGAGGUUCAGCCCCCACCCCCAGGCUUGGAGCAGGCACACAGGACUCUCCUGACGCCUGAAGCUGUGGCAUUUGUGGCCAGACUUUGUGCAGAGUUUGACAGAGAUGUUGAUCAGAUGUUGAGGGCUCGUGUUCUGAGGAAGAUACAGAUGGACCAGACGGGAGAACUUCCAGACUUUCCUGAGAAAACCAGGCGGAUUCGUGAGGCCGAAUGGAAGGUCCACCCAGUCCCCAGGAGGUUACAGAACAGACAUGUGGACCUGGGCGAUGUCUCACCUGCCAACACUCAACACUUCCUGCAGGCACUUAACUCUAAAGCAGAGGGCAUCCAGACUGAUUUUGAUGACGGUCACUGUCCCACCUGGACCACCCAGCUGAAGGGUCUGUACAAUGUUUACCUGGCUGUACACAACAAACUACCAGGUGCCCCUCGCAUUUCUAAUGCUCCUGUCCUGAUGCUGAGACCUCGAGCAUGGAACAUGGUGGAACACAACAUGCUGGUGAAUGGUAAGGAGGUUCCAGGUCCACUGUUUGACUUUGCUCUGCUGAUGUUCCACAAUGCACACCUUCUGAUAGACAGGGACAGUGGGCCCUUCUUCUACCUCUCCAAGCUUGAAGGUGCCAGUGAAGCUAGGCUAUGGAACAAGGUCUUCAUCUGGACACAGGACAAUCUGGACAUCCGUAUAGGAACAGUGAAGGCCUGUGUUCUGAUUGAGAACAUCCUGGCCUCGUUUGAGAUGCACGAGAUCCUGUAUGAGCUGAGAGAGCACAGUCUGGGCCUCAACUGUGGCAUGUGGGACUACUCAGCAUCAUUCGUCAACAAGUUUGGCCACAGACCAGAUUUUGUCCUUCCUGACCGGAGUAAGUAUGUGAGCAUGGAACGCCACUUCCUGAAGAGUUACAUGGACCUGGUGAUCCAGACCUGCCACCAGAGGGGGGCCCACGCUACAGGGGGGAUGUCUGCCCUGCUGCUCCCCGCAGGGGGGCAGGCUGGGGGGAAUGAUGUGGUCGAGAGGGUGUGUAGGGACAAGUUGCGUGAAAUCAAGUCUGGUGCAGAUGGCUUCAUGGUGUAUGAUGUGGGUCUUAUCAGACCAAUGCAUCUGCUGUAUGACAAGUUUGCUCCUGGUACCAACCAGCUCCAUGUGAAGAGAACAGACGUGCAUGCACUGAACAAGGAUCUACUGCAGAUGCCAACAGGAGGGGUGACUCUGAAUGGCCUGAAGCACAACAUAGCUGUGGGCAUCCAGUUUAUCAAUGCCUGGCUGUCAGGCCAAGGGCACUUCUUCUACAAAGGCUGUGUGGAGGACUCUGCCACAGCUGAGAUAUCCAGGUCACAGGUCUGGCAGUGGGUGCGCCAUGGUGCUAAACUGGAGGACAGUGGAGAGACCAUCACACGGAGGAUGGUGGAGGGGCUGGUCCAGCAGACACUCCGAGACCUGCACCCCACACACAUGGACGCUGCAGCCGCCAUUUUCUUGGAGAUAGUCCUCAAGAGAGACUUCCCAGAGUUCAUCACUACAUACCUGAACCUGGAGCACGCAUUUCUGAGUGGGAAACUUUCAUAGUGUAAUCAGUACUUUGUUGCUCUCCAAGCAGAGGUUUGAGCUUAUUUUUGGCGUGUUUUUAGUCUUUCUUACUGCCAAUACAAGGGUGUAAG
Branchiostoma belcheri (Belcher's lancelet) is the source of this 2015-nucleotide messenger RNA. Its product is annotated as malate synthase-like. Gene Ontology annotation, cellular component: cytoplasm. The transcript is spliced from 15 exons. Gene Ontology annotation, biological process: glyoxylate cycle. The record is from RefSeq and is a predicted model, not a curated record. Bases 166 to 1923 code for a protein of 585 amino acids. Lineage: Eukaryota; Metazoa; Chordata; Leptocardii; Amphioxiformes; Branchiostomatidae. Gene Ontology annotation, molecular function: malate synthase activity.